UUGUGGCAGUUUAGAAUUUGGAGAGAUUUAUUACCAUAACAAGCAUAGCAACUGUGAGAAGCAGUCAUAAAAUGACACUGAAAUAACACAUUUUGAGUGUUUACAGAAAAGUUUGUGACGCACUACUGUCAAAAUACAAUGUAUUAGUCAAUCUACUGAGAUCACUGAGGAAUCACGUAGUCAGCUCCAGGAUGUUAUACCACAGUGUUGGUGCCAUACAGCGCCAAUUCUCCUGUACAGUGAGGAAAUUACAGCCCCAUCGCAGCCUCUCCAUCAUCCCAUCCUCUGGAGCCCCUCGCAGAGCUACUCUCUCCACAGACAUACCCCCACGUGUUCUCACAGCUUCACCAGCGUGGGGUGUUCACUGUCGCAGCAACUACCGUCCACACUUUCAAGCAUUAUCAUAUGGACUGCGUGAAUAUUCGGUCUGUGACCCCUUUACAGACUAUGAACAAGAGAAGAAAACAUUUCAACUUGAUGUCCCCGAAUAUUUCAACUUUGCCAAAGAUGUUAUAGACAAGUGGGCUGAUGCUGAACAGACAGGAGAACGAGAUGCUACUGUCCCUGGUUUCUGGUGGGUCCAUGAGGAUGGCCGUGAAGUGAAGUGGACAUAUCAGGAACUGGCAAGCAAGUCAAACAGGACUGCAAACAUCUUAAAAGACUCAUGUGGGUUGCAGCCAGGAGAUCGUGCCAUCAUUAUGCUACCCAAGGUUCCACAGUGGUGGCUUUUCAACAUCGGUGCAAUUCGUUCUGGUGUGGUACUGAGUCCAGGAACGAUGAUGCUGCGUAGCAGCGACCUCUCUCACCGUCUGCAGUCGUCACAGGCAACAUGCAUCAUCACAAACGGUGCAACUGCAGAUAUAGUGGACCAGGUUGCAGAUCAGUGUCCAAACCUCAGAGUAAAACUUCUUGUCGAUUCCAAAUCAUCAAGAAAUGGUUGGUUUAAUUUUGAUGAACUAUUUGAAUCUGCAUCUGAGCAGUUUGAGUGCGUAAACACGAAAGGGAGUGACCCAAUGACUCUGUUCUUCACAAGCGGGACAACAGGUUCCCCAAAGAUGGCUGAGCACACCCAUGCCAGUUACGGCCUUGGUCAUACCAUCACAGCCAGAUACUUCCUUCGUCUCACAAAGACAUCAGUGUUCUGGAACAUGUCGGACACAGGCUGGGCCAAGUCGGCGUGGUCCAGCGUGUUUUCUCCCUGGAUCAGUGGAUCCUGUGUCUUCGUCUACAACAACCCACGGUUUGAUCCUCUGGAAACUAUCAAGGUCCUGGCUGAUUUCCCCAUCACUCAUUUCUGCUCAUCUGCAACAGCCUUCCGCAGCAUAAUCAAACACGAUCUGACACAACAUCACUUUCCACAUCUGCACCACUGUGUGAGUGCAGGGGAGCCAGUGAAUCCUGAAGUUAUUGAGGAAUGGAAGAAUGGUACUGGCCUGACUCUAUAUGAGGGCUAUGGACAGUCAGAAACUACGUUUCUGUGUGGGUCAUAUCCUUGUAUUGAAGUGAAGCCGGGAUCCAUGGGGAAGGCCAGCCCUGGAAUAGAUGUACAGGUUGUUGAUGACAGCGGUGUCAUUUUGCCAAGAGGGAAGGAAGGAAACAUAGGUGUUCGAUACAAACCACAUCGGCCAGUGGGACUCUUCUCAAGAUAUGUGGGAGACCCAGAAAAGACAGCAUCAGUGUUCUGUGGGGAUUUCUACCUGACAGGGGACAGGGCAUACAUGGAUGAAGACGACUACAUCUUCUUUGUUGGGAGAGCAGAUGAUGUCAUCCUGUCAUCGGGAUAUCGCAUAGGACCAUUUGAAGUGGAAAGUGCUCUGUUGGAGCAUCCAGCAGUCCUUGAGUCAGCUGUUGUCAGCAGUCCUGAUGACGCAAGAGGGGAGAUUGUGAAAGCAUUUGUGGUUCUGACUUCGAAAUACAAAGGUGUGGACACUGACAUGGAGAAGCUGGGACGAGAGCUGCAGGAUCAUGUCAAGCAGUCCACAGCCCCAUACAAGUACCCCAGGAAGAUUGAGUUUGUUGAGGAGCUGCCCAAGACGGUGAGUGGCAAGAUCCGCAGAGUUGAGCUGAGAAAUAAGGAAUGGGGAAGAUAGCCAGCAACACAAUGCCAACAAUUUCAAUACUCAGAAACCACUACAGGAAAACAGAUUAACAGAAUACAGGUCAACAAACUUGUCACAAGAACUACUCUUACACAGUUUGUGAUCACUGCAUCAGGUGGUCUUGGAGCAGAGGCAGUGUCCGACGGGACACUCAUAUUCAUACUCAUGGAAUGUCAGUUCUGACCAACUGUCACUGUCUGCAACUAUGAAUGUUUUUCAUGAAUCAUAAGUCAGGAUAAGGAAAAAUAUGUAAUUUUUUAAGUAUAAUUGAUAUUUUAUACUUAUCCUGACUCAUGACGAACAAGCCGUCCCAACUUCCCCGUUAA
Haliotis rubra (blacklip abalone) is the source of this 2425-nucleotide messenger RNA. Its product is annotated as acyl-coenzyme A synthetase ACSM3, mitochondrial-like. The record is from RefSeq and is a predicted model, not a curated record. Gene Ontology annotation, molecular function: fatty acid ligase activity; fatty-acyl-CoA synthase activity. Gene Ontology annotation, cellular component: mitochondrial matrix. Lineage: Eukaryota; Metazoa; Mollusca; Gastropoda; Lepetellida; Haliotidae. The transcript is spliced from 17 exons. Gene Ontology annotation, biological process: acyl-CoA metabolic process; fatty acid biosynthetic process. Bases 192 to 2090 code for a protein of 632 amino acids.